This is a messenger RNA of Zea mays, 1314 nucleotides long. RefSeq lists its product as uncharacterized. The transcript has 6 exons. The coding region runs from base 1 to 1314 and encodes 437 amino acids. NCBI's taxonomy places the organism in Eukaryota, Viridiplantae, Streptophyta, Magnoliopsida, Poales, Poaceae. The record is from RefSeq and is a predicted model, not a curated record.
AUGCCCCGUGGAAGGAUGGAUGGGACAAGGACACGCAAAGACCUUGGUGAGGUGCCAAUUACUGAGUAUGAAAAGGAGAGGGCUUUAAAUGUGAUGAGGAACAACAAAAUGUUGAGUAGCCUUGGUAUAACUGGAUUAACAUCAGUUAUUCGAUCAAGUAGUACAAGGAAGAACUCUAUCGCUCGUGAAGACAUUGAUCCAUUGUAUGAACCUGAUCAUAGUGAGGACAAUGAUCAUCAUGUGGCUGAUCAGGAUGAACCUUUCUACAUUGAAAGAAGGAACACCAACAUGUCUACCGGUUUUGGAGGAACAAAAGGAUCCAAGAGAGUGGUAGCACCUAAUGUAGAAGACCAAGUUGGUAGAGUAACUAGGCAGAAGACAAAGGAACUAUCCUUAGUUGAGAAAGAUAUACAUGGUUCGACUGCAAAUACAGAUGAGCACACAUUGAUUUCUGCCAAUUUUCCUGCACACCUUGAUGACGAGAUUCAGAUGUGUGAUGAAGAUAAAUGGAUAAGGGGAAAAAGUAUGGGCAGACAAUUGGAAAGGAUAAGUCGAGGUUUAAACACUAAGAUCCCAUUGGUCAUCACUGAAGGGAAUAGACGUCCUGAGGUUCCUAUGCAAGCUGCAAUGCUUGCAUCAGAAGGAGGAAUUGUAAUUAGGCAACAUAUGCCGAUCCUAACACAUUGGAAGGAAUACAAGAAUGACAAAUCCUAUUUGGAAGACUUCGUCGGUAGAAUUGGGGGUCAAUUUGCCAUAGACACCAAAAACAAAGAUGUCAAAUAUGCAUGUGCUGAUUUGAUGAGGUGUAAUCAACGACAAAUGAGAUAUAAGCUCAAGAAGGCUUACUUUAAUGGUGUGGCAGCUGACAAAGUUAGAACAACAUCACCGUUGAGCACUAUGAUAGAUGAGCAAUGGAUGCAACUAGUGAAUAUGUGGUCUACCCCAAAGCACAAGGACACAAUGGAAGCACUUGUGGCUGAGCCUGGAGUAGAAGGGAAAGAAUCUAAGACCCCUACAGAAGCAGUUGCUCAAGUAUUGUCUUCAUCAAACUUUCUUCAUAAUAUUGGUCUUGUACCCGCCACAAAGAAAAGUUGCAAUGGUGGUGAUCCUACACGUGUUGCAGAACUCAAGGCUAAACUUGAAUCAGAGAAGCAAAACUCAUUAGCAGUUAGAGCUCAGUUAGAUGUCCUAAAGAAGAAGGUAGAAGAAUCAGAAGAAGCAAGGGCUAAGGAGUUAGAAAAGAUUAAUGAUCUGCAAAAAGGAGUAGAUGAGACCAAUGCUCUCCUUCGUCAUCUCUUUAGCCUCAAUAAGUAG